AUGAGAUGUGCUCAUCUAAGAAGCGGACCGGCCGCUCUCAGACGAGUCAGUCUUGGAGAGGUCAUCCUCCUCACUGGCAGGGCCGUGGACGGAUUCCUCGAACACGGGCUCCGUGUCAAUCACUUCAAACUUGGUCUUGAAGUCGUUGAUAUGGUGCGAUGCUGUGCUACUGUUGGAACGACGACGGGCGUUGGUAAACUUGAAGUCAUGGUCCAUGACAUCGUCGUUACCUCUACCAUUGCCGUCCUUCUUGAUCUUCUUGGGAUCGACAUCAACAUAGCCACUCUUGGCAAAGUAUCGUGGCAGAUACUCCAUGGGGGCUGCAGUGCCUUCAGCAAUGCCCUUGUGGUCACGGUCAUUUGCCUUGUGGGAGCGGGUCACUGA
Pochonia chlamydosporia 170 is the source of this 384-nucleotide messenger RNA. RefSeq lists its product as hypothetical. The transcript is spliced from 2 exons. Bases 1 to 384 code for a protein of 127 amino acids. NCBI's taxonomy places the organism in Eukaryota, Fungi, Ascomycota, Sordariomycetes, Hypocreales, Clavicipitaceae. The record is from RefSeq and is a predicted model, not a curated record.